AUGAUGUUUCAUGACGUUCAUGAUGUGCUGGUAGCCAGGGUUGGGAGGUUUUGGUUCAAGUUACAAGGUAGGGUGGUGAAAUAUGGUGACAUUGAAUUUUUUUUGAUUAGCAGUUUGAGAUUUAGACCUUAUGUUGAUGUAAUCAAUACAAAACACAACACAAAAUUUGCAUUAUGGAGUCAGUUGUUCCCAAAUUUUAGAAAUGAAGAUUUACGGCUGAAAGACAUAGAAGACUACAUAAAAGGGCCAACAUUCUUGACUUGUAGCAAUGAUGAUGCGAUAAUGCUUAUGAAUAUCUUGUUUUUGUUGAAAGUUAAAGUUAAUGUUUUUAUUUUGGAGGAAAACAACAUUCCACGUGCUGUUGAAGCAACGAAUUUUGAGAUCGAAUUGCCAUUCUAUUCACGUUAUCUUAGUUGGACUUUGGAUGGAGUGGAGUCUCCACAGAUGCAACAAAGCCCCCCUAAACAAUGGUCUCCAUCACCUCAACCCUCUUAG
Molecule: messenger RNA, 495 nt
Organism: Lactuca saligna
Lineage: Eukaryota; Viridiplantae; Streptophyta; Magnoliopsida; Asterales; Asteraceae
Source: the annotation of a GenBank genome assembly